AUGCCUGGUGAUACUGUUGUGCCAAGUAGUACGCCCCUUGUUGUCUCCAUUGAUUCUUCCACUGACAUGCCUGGUGAUAUUGUUGUGCCAAGUAGUACGUCCCUUGUUGUCUCCAUUGAUUCUUCCACUGACAUGCCUGGUGAUAUUGUUGUGCCAAGUAGUACGUCCCUUGUUGUCUCCCUUGAUUCUUCCACUGACAUGCCUGGUGAUAUUGUUGUGCCAAGUAGUACGUCCCUUGUUGUCUCCCUUGAUUCUUCCACUGACAUGCCUGGUGAUAUUGUUGUGCCAAGUAGUACGUCCCUUGUUGUCUCCAUUGAUUCUUCCACUGACAUGCCUGGUGAUAUUGUUGUGCCAAGUAGUACGCCCCUUGUUGUCUCCAUUGAUUCUUCCACUGACAUGCCUGGUGAUAUUGUUGUGCCAAGUAGUACGUCCCUUGUUGUGUCCCUUGAUUCUUCCACUGACAUGCCUGGUGAUACUGUUGUGCCUAUCAGUACGCCCCUUGUUGUGUCCCUUGAUUCUUCUACUGACACUCCUGGUGAUACUGUUGUGCCUAUCAGUACGCCCCUUGUUGUGUCCCUUGAUUCUUCUACUGACACUCCUGGUGAUACUGUUGUGCCUAUCAGUACACCCCUUGUUUUGUCCCUUGGUUCUUCUACUGACAUGCCUGGUGAUGCUGUUGUGCCUAUCAGUACGCUCCUUGUUGUGUCCCUUGGUUCUUCUACUGACAUGCCUGGUGAUGCUGUUGUGCCUAUCAGUACGCUCCUUGUUGUGUCCCUUGAUUCUUCUACUGACACUCCUGGUGAUACUGUUGUGCCUAUCAGUACACCCCUUGUUUUGUCCCUUGGUUCUUCUACUGACAUGCCUGGUGAUGCUGUUGUGCCUAUCAGUACGCUCCUUGUUGUGUCCCUUGAUUCUUCUACUGACACUCCUGGUGAUACUGUUGUGCCUAUCAGUACGCUCCUUGUUGUGUCCCUUGAUUCUUCUACUGACACUCCUGGUGAUACUGUUGUGCCUAUCAGUACACCCCUUGUUUUGUCCCUUGGUUCUUCUACUGACAUGCCUGGUGAUGCUGUUGUGCCUAUCAGUACGCUCCUUGUUGUGUCCCUUGAUUCUUCUACUGACACUCCUGGUGAUACUGUUGUGCCUAUCAGUACGCUCCUUGUUGUGUCCCUUGGUUCUUCUACUGACAUGCCUGGUGAUUCUGUUGUGCCUAUCAGUACGCUCCUUGUUGUGUCCCUUGAUUCUUCCACUGACAUGCCUGGUGAUUCUGUUGUGCGUAGCAAUACGCCCUUUUUUUGUUUCAUGAUUCUGCAGCUAGUGUGCCCCCUUGUUGUGUGCCCCCAAAUAGACACGUGUCUCUGCUCUGUGGCUCUCUGA
Messenger RNA from Haliotis rufescens (red abalone), 1377 nucleotides. RefSeq names its product mucin-17-like. Bases 1 to 1377 code for a protein of 458 amino acids. Lineage: Eukaryota; Metazoa; Mollusca; Gastropoda; Lepetellida; Haliotidae. The transcript has a single exon. The record is from RefSeq and is a predicted model, not a curated record.